Saccostrea cuccullata (small rock oyster) is the source of this 521-nucleotide messenger RNA. Its product is annotated as perlucin-like protein. Lineage: Eukaryota; Metazoa; Mollusca; Bivalvia; Ostreida; Ostreidae. The coding region runs from base 23 to 472 and encodes 149 amino acids. The transcript has 5 exons. The record is from RefSeq and is a predicted model, not a curated record. Gene Ontology annotation, molecular function: signaling receptor activity.
GAAUUUAUUUCUACUAUUAUUGAUGUGUGAAGUUGCCGCCGUAUCUGCAGCCCCUUGUCCGCCUGGUUGGAUACAAAACGAUUCGACAUGUUAUUCUUUUGUGACUUCCUCAAAAGAGCAUUGGACCUCUGCUUCGUAUCACUGCAGUCUUCACAGUGCUUCACUAGUAGAAGUAGACUCCUCAACAGAGAAUGACUUCCUCAGAAAGCAUUCAAUAGACAUGGGCAUUCACUCUGAUUUCUGGAUUGGGUUGACCGAUGAUUCAUCGGAGGGUAACUGGGAGUGGUUGCCUUCAGGAAAUACCGUGUCGUUUUCUGACUGGGCUCCUGGACAGCCAGACAAUGGUCACAAUGAGGACUGUGUUCUGUUAUCACAUUCCAAACACUACCACUGGAACGAUGACCAGUGUGAUAACUCACAUUACUUCAUUUGCGAGAGAGAGAUAGACGAAGGAGGUACUAUAAUCGGAUGACCAUGUAAACACUAGUGCGUCCUUGAAAAUGUCUUCGAGUCUUGAAAUA